AUGAAUAUUUUAAACUUCCUUUUUAUCCUUUGCUCGUCCACAGCCUUUCUGACAAAGUGUUCAGAUAAUAGAACGUUUACUUUUGAUAUAGUAAAUCAGAAUAAUUGGCUUGAUAUUGCUAGAAGUAUCUUUCAAAGCAUGUCCCCAUCAAACUUUACCAUAAUACCGUACAGUUACAUAAGUAAUUCAAAUAAUACUAAGGAGAAUCAAGGUUCUGUUUUAUUAAUUAGAAAGAAAUUAAAUAAUCAAGAAUCAGACGAAAAGGAUAAUUUAGAUAAAUCAUCUGCAUCAUCCGGUAGCAGCGCCAGUUGUAAUAGUAAACCCGAAAAUUCGAACGAUAUAGAAGAUACAGACGUAAACUCAAAUAGUGCUCCACUUCUACUAUCAUCAGUGUAUAGUCCAUCAUUCAUUGAUUCAACAUAUAGUAUGGAAAACGAUUUACAGGAAGAGCAAAAAACUGGAGGAGAAAAUUAUGAACAGGCAAGAAUUGGAAAUAUUCCUGAUAAUUUCAUGCCACAAAAAAUUUCAGACAUUUUAGUUGAAGUAUCAGAUGAAGAUCGAAGAUACGAAUUGACAGGAAAUGAACCAUGUGAAGCUACAGUAUAUUUAGGAGAUAUUUUACAUAAUACUAAUGUAGAGGUUAUAAAUUAUGAGUUAAGUGCAAAAAAAAUUUUGUGUGUACAGUUAGAAGCAGUUCAUGGAAAUGGAUAUAUAUGGGCAAUGUUAGGAGUGCAUAAAACUAUGCCUAAUAUAGAACCCUCACAUUUUCCUACAAAAAAAGUUACAAAAUCUUUUUUUUCAAGGGAUAUUUCAGUAACACAACCAAAAGCUAUUGAAAAACCCCAAAUGAACAAUGAUGGUACCAGUGGAACCAAUUCUGAUGAUCAGUUGCAAACACAACAAGAUAAUAAUAGUAAGCCUAGAGCAUAUAAACAUAUAGGAGGAUUAGUUGGAGGUUUAGGAAUGGUGCAAAGUAAAGUUAAAGCACAUGUAGAAGGAACAUUUUAUGUUGUUUUUGCAUAUUAUAGACCCUUUGACCCAACUAGAAAUGCAAACACAAAAAUUCUCCAUUUGAAUGUAGCAUAA
Messenger RNA from Plasmodium malariae, 1086 nucleotides. Its product is annotated as inhibitor of cysteine proteases, putative. The coding region runs from base 1 to 1086 and encodes 361 amino acids. The transcript has 2 exons. The record is from RefSeq and is a predicted model, not a curated record. NCBI's taxonomy places the organism in Eukaryota, Apicomplexa, Aconoidasida, Haemosporida, Plasmodiidae.